CCAAUGGGAAGCGCGGGCGGCGUGUUUGAAAGCGAGGCCAAAGUGGGUGGGAGCGCGUGCUGCUGGGAGUUGUUCGGAGGUUGGCGGCGCGGGGCUGACGAGCCUCAGGUCGAGCGGUCAUGUCGCACAAGCAGAUUUACUAUUCGGACAAAUACGACGACGAGGAGUUCGAGUACCGGCACGUCAUGUUGCCCAAGGACAUAGCCAAGCUGGUCCCUAAAACCCAUUUGAUGUCUGAAUCUGAGUGGCGGAAUCUCGGCGUUCAGCAGAGUCAGGGAUGGGUCCAUUAUAUGAUCCACGAACCAGAACCUCACAUCUUGUUGUUCCGGCGACCACUGCCCAAGAAGCCGAAGAAAUGAAGCCGGCAGCCACCUUUCGGCCUCGGGCUUCGCACAGCUGUCCUCACGUGCUAACGACAUCUUCGGGUGACAUUAUUCCAUUGCCUUCUUGCUUCCCACUUUGAUAUUGAAAGGAUGUUCAGACUGUUUGUGCUGGUGACCGCUUCGCCUGAGCCAACAGCAGCACGGCCCAGCCGGCUGAGCGCCGUUCGGGCUGCAGCCUCGGCCGAGCGCGACCCCAGAAGCCCUGCCGAGCUCUGUAUCCUGCAGAACACACUUGGUAGAUGGAGGAAGCGGCUCCUCUAAGCAUGAGGCCGUGGCAGGGAUUGCGUAAACCUGCCGUUUUGUUUCUUCCUGCCAGGUGUUGUAUGUUGUAUGGUGGUUCGUGUUUCAUUGUACUGGAAACUGUCCGUUUUAUUCAAGAAACCUGUUCCGUGUUAAAAAGCCUUGAUUAAAGAGGAAGUUUUUACGAUCUGA
Felis catus (domestic cat) is the source of this 815-nucleotide messenger RNA. RefSeq names its product CDC28 protein kinase regulatory subunit 1B (gene CKS1B). Gene Ontology annotation, molecular function: protein kinase binding; cyclin-dependent protein serine/threonine kinase activator activity; histone binding. The transcript has 3 exons. Gene Ontology annotation, cellular component: SCF ubiquitin ligase complex; cyclin-dependent protein kinase holoenzyme complex. Bases 120 to 359 code for a protein of 79 amino acids. Gene Ontology annotation, biological process: regulation of mitotic cell cycle. The record is from RefSeq and is a predicted model, not a curated record. NCBI's taxonomy places the organism in Eukaryota, Metazoa, Chordata, Mammalia, Carnivora, Felidae.